This is a messenger RNA of Linum trigynum, 1533 nucleotides long. Lineage: Eukaryota; Viridiplantae; Streptophyta; Magnoliopsida; Malpighiales; Linaceae. The record is from the annotation of a GenBank genome assembly.
AUGGCGGCGAUGAUGACGAUGAAAAUGAUGACCAUAUCCCCCUUUCCCGGCCACGGCCGCAGGCCCCGUCCGCCGUCAUCAUCGUCAUCAUCCGUACCCGGUUCCACCUCCACCUCCAUCUCCACGUCCACCACCCCCACCGCCGCGCCGCCGCCGCAGCCGAUCCCGGGAUCGCACGGGUGGCCGGUGGUGGGGCCGAUGACUGACAGGCUGGACUACUUCUGGUUCCAAGGGCCCGACGAGUUCUUCAGGAAGCGGAUGGAGAAGUACGGGUCGGCGGUGUUCCGUACGAACGUGCCGCCGAGCUUCCCGUUCUUCAGCGUCGGGGUGAACCCGAACGUGGUGGCGGUGCUGGACUGCAAGUCGUUCGCCCACAUGUUCGACGCGGAGGUCGCCGACAAGAGGGACGUCCUCGUCGGCGACUUCAUGCCCAGCGUGGCGUUCACCGGCAACGUCAGGACCUGCGCCUAUCUCGACACUUCCGAGCCCAAGCAUGGUCAGAUAAAAAAGUUUGCGAUGGACAUCCUGAAGCGGAGCUCCAAGGUGUGGAUAUCGGAGCUGCAGUCCAACCUGGACGAGAUGUGGACGACGGUGGAAGCCGACUUGUCAUCCAAGGGCACCGCCAGCUUCUUCCUCCCGCUCCAGCAGUGUCUCUUCAAGUUCCUCACCAAGUCCAUCGUCGGCGCUGACGUGUCGGCGUCGCCGGACAUCGCCAAGUCGGGGCCCACCAUCAUCGGCGCCUGGCUCGCCUUCCAGCUCCUCCCUACAGUAUGCAUCAACGUCGCCCAGCCACUGGAGGAAAUUUUCCUUCACACUUUUCCUUAUCCUUCUUUCCUCGUCAGCGGCGGUUACAACAAGCUCGCGGAUUUCAUCAAGUCACAAGGACAAGAGGUGGUCCAACUGGGCGUGACUCAAUACGGACUCAGCGAGGACGAAGUGGUUCACAACUUGCUCUUCAUCCUGGGCUUUAACGCCUUCGGUGGCUUCUCCAUCUUUCUUCCCAGUCUAUUCGGCCGGUUACUCAGCGAUAAAACCGGUUUACAAGACCGGCUCCGAGUCGAGGCCAGGGAAAAUGGAGGACCAAACCUAACAUUCGACUCUGUCAAGCAAAUGCCCCUCGUCCAAUCCGUCGUCUACGAGACCCUCCGGCUCAGCCCGCCGGUCCCAACCCAGUUCGCCCGAGCCAGGAAGGACUUCACGCUCAGCUCGAACGACGCGUCGUACGAGAUCAAGAAGGGCGAGCUGCUGUGCGGGUUCCAGCCGCUAGUGAUGCGGGACCCGACGGUCUUCGACGACCCGGAGACGUUCAAACCGGACCGGUUCGUGGGCGAGAAGGGGGCCGAGCUGCUGAACUACCUGUACUGGUCGAACGGUCCGCAGAGCGGUUCGCCCAGCGAGCACAACAAGCAGUGCGCGGGGAAAGACUACGUGACGCUCACGGCGGCGCUGAUCGUGGCGCACAUGUUGCGGCGGUACGAUUCGGUCGGUGGCGAAGGUUUGAAUAUCACGGCGCCGCUUGAAAAGGCCAAGUGA